CCGCCGAGGGUCUCUCACGGCACUUCCGGAGGAGGGCCGAGCGGGAGUGGCGAGGGUCACGUGUUGUCGCUCGCCCCGCCCCCGAGGUGGAGACUGGACGGGACGAUGUUGCUGCAGCUGGAGAAGCUCCCGGCUGACCAGGUCCUGAAGUUCCUUCACCAAGUAGUUGAUGGCAUAUGUGGCCGUGCAUAUUGUCGAUAUCAGGAUUACGGGAGUGUUUGGAAUUUGACAGAAUGGAUGGCGGUAUUAGAAGAAACAACAACAUACUUCAAAACUACAGUUGGCAAAAAUCUGUCAGAUGAAGAGGCUGUUCAGCAGUUGAAUGAAUUGAGCUCAAGCCAUCAAGAAGCAAUCACAAAAUGCUUGAAAGGCAGAAAGGAAGAAAUCAGGCAUGCACUGGUGGAAAGCAUAAGUGCAAUCUCCUCUGCCCAGCUACAGGAUUUUGACUGGCAGUUAAAGCUUGCUCUCUCCAGUGAUAAGAUCUCCAUGUUGCAAAUGCCACUUCUCAAUCUUGAUCUGGAUGUGAAAGAAAAUGGUGAAAUUAAGCCAGUCUCUGUAGAAAUGAAUAAGGAAGAACUGCAGAACCUAAUAAAUGCUCUGGAAGCAGCUAAUAAGGUUGUUUUGCAGCUGAAAUGACGAGAUUCUGACUGUCAGUGACAUCUGUUGGUGAUGGUUCCACAAGAGACCGCAAAGAGAAUGGAGAUAUACUCUAUAAAGUGGGAGAGUAAUGAUGCUAUUAAAGUACUGAGUUAAGUAAGCAACACUGAUGUGGACCAGAAGAUUUAUUACAAACUUGGUGGAAAAAGAGACCCUGCAGUCCACUAGACCCGAAACACAAUUGCCUUGUAGAAAAUGUUGAAAGUUGUAUAGGUCUACGAAAGACUACAGUAGCAUUUAUGAAAAAUUUGAGUUCCGUGUUUGACUUUGGAGAAGAGAUUUUGCAGAUGUACAUAAGCUUUUUUUGUUCAGAAUAAGACAUCUUGCCUCCAAAGUAACUUAUUACAUAACAGUGUAAUAUGAGUUGCUUUCCUGGGAAGGUUAAGCACAGCCGUGUCCUGGAACAUAAAUAUUUGAUACUUGUGAAUAGCAGAGUAAUAAACAGUUGAUGCUUUACAUGGAUAAUGGCUUUUGAAAAUUUAAAAAUCUUUAAACAUUCAGAACCUGCCGACCUGUGUCUUGUGAGUUUCACAUAAUUGUCUUGAAUCUGCUCUGAAAACUGGACCAGUGUCAAAGUUCUGAAUAAGAAACACAUGGCUUUCAACUGACACGUGUGACUCAAAAAAAAUAUAUAUAUAUAUAUAAUCAAGUGAUGGCUUUGCAGAACAGUAGGUCAGCUAUUUCCAAAGUGUGUCUAAGAGUGUAUAUGCUGUACACAGGCUGUCAGAAUAGUGCUCCCAGUCCAAUAUAGCCAUUUUUUCUGCAGGGAGGGUGUAACACACCUGCAGAGGUUGGGGGUAGGAUUUAGACUACAUGCAGAAUUUCUGCCGAGAAUUUAUUGACACCAGAAAUCUGUCUGAUUCAAAUUAUUACAUGCUUGUCUACUAUCGAAACACAUUUAGUUGUAUUUAAAUAGAAUAAAAAAAAUACUUAUGCAUUCAUUUUACUUGCAGUGAACUGUAGUAAGCCAUGUUAUCUGCCUUUAACAAAUAAAUUCUUGUGACUCUCUUUCAGCAGGAGGAUGCAGAAGUGAUGUAAAGGGCAGGAUCCUGCUCUCAUACCCAGAUAAUAGUGAUUUGUGAGGUACAAGACCCAAGACUAUCAUUAAUUUCAGUGGUGAGGUUCCCAUUGACUUGUGUGGGAGCAAGACCUGAGUUCAGAUUUACAUCUCCAAGAGAAAACAGCCAGCCACUACAACAUUCUGUAGGCCAGAUCCUCACCUGGCAUAAAUCGAUUGUAGCUCCAUUGUUAGAGUUUAAUGGAGCUUUGCCAACUUGCGUUGCUUAAGAAGCUGGCCCUCUAAGGAAACAUUAGCCCUGGCAUCAUAAAAUAUAGGUGUCUUUUAAGUCAGCAAUAUGAAGGAAUUCACUUUACGUUACCUUAAUUACUGAAAUGCAAAUUCAUAUUCAUUAUUUUCUGUUUUUCUGCCUUAAAUAGGAUUUUAAUUUUCUCUUUCCGCAGUGAAUAGUAUUUGUAAUUGAAUGUGUAAAUACUUUGUGUUUUGCGUAUGGCAAGCUAAUGAAAAAGUGAUGAACCACCAGUAUUUAAUAUUAUAGUCAGAGUACUACAUAACAAAAUUUCAGAAAUGAU
This is a messenger RNA of Caretta caretta (loggerhead turtle), 2247 nucleotides long. RefSeq names its product COMM domain containing 8 (gene COMMD8). NCBI's taxonomy places the organism in Eukaryota, Metazoa, Chordata, Testudines, Cheloniidae. The record is from RefSeq and is a predicted model, not a curated record.